Didymella exigua CBS 183.55 is the source of this 396-nucleotide messenger RNA. RefSeq lists its product as uncharacterized. Gene Ontology annotation, biological process: resolution of meiotic recombination intermediates; replication fork processing. Gene Ontology annotation, molecular function: chromatin binding; protein heterodimerization activity. The coding region runs from base 1 to 396 and encodes 131 amino acids. The transcript has 3 exons. The record is from RefSeq and is a predicted model, not a curated record. Gene Ontology annotation, cellular component: Fanconi anaemia nuclear complex; FANCM-MHF complex. NCBI's taxonomy places the organism in Eukaryota, Fungi, Ascomycota, Dothideomycetes, Pleosporales, Didymellaceae.
AUGGCUUCCGUUGACGGCGAGGCCGCGGAGCGAGAAGAGCGCCUCAAGUCGGCCCUCUGGUACUCCAUUGGCCAAUUCGUCGACGAUGCUCUCCUCGCAGACGAUCUGAACGCAACACCGCAAUUUAUUGGCGCCUUGACCGAGCUUGUAUACACCCAGAUCGCAAACACAUCCCGCGACCUCGAGACCUUCUCCCGCCAUGCCGGCCGCAAAGCCAUCAGCAAUGAUGACGUCAUGCUGCUCACCCGGCGCAACGAAGCCCUCGAGGAUGUUCUGCGCCAGGAGCUGGAUCGGCUGAGGGCUGCAGAGGGCAGGGGAGAGCAGCAGCAGCCCGUCGCAACGGGCAAGAAGCGCGGACGGCCGUUUGGAGGCGGCAAAGGGAAAGGGAAGGCAUAG